GCGGGAUACGUUCCGGGAAGGCUGCUUUUUCGCUCCCCCUGUGUGGAGAAGUUGGAGACGCCCAAGUCCCCACGGAAGGCCUACAGCUAUGUCGUCUGGGGACUCAAGGUCUGGUAGACAGGACGGGGCCCCGCGUGCGGCCGCAGCGCUCUGUGGCCUGUACCACGAGGCCGGCCAGCAACUACAGCGCUUGAAGGAUCAGCUGGCCGCGCGUGACGCCCUCAUCGCGAGCCUCCGCACCCGCCUCGCGGCGCUGGAAGGGCACACGGCGCCGUCACUCGUGGACGCACUUCUGGAUCAGGUGGAGCGCUUCCGUGAGCAGCUGCGACGACAGGAGGAAGGCGCUUCGGAGACCCAGCUGCGGCAGGAAGUUGAAAGACUUACGGAGCGUCUAGAGGAAAAAGAGAGGGAGAUGCAACAGCUGAUGAGCCAGCCUCAGCAUGAGCAAGAGAAGGAGGUCGUCUUGCUUCGGCGAAGUGUGGCAGAAAAGGAGAAAGCCAGGGCCGCCAGUGACGUUCUGUGCCGCUCCUUGGCUGAUGAGACCCACCAACUGCGAAGGACAUUGGCAGCCACUGCCCACAUGUGCCAACAUCUGGCCAAAUGUCUGGAUGAACGACAAUGUGCACAGGGAGACGCUGGGGAGAAAAGCCCUUCUGAGCUAGAGCAUACAAGCAGCGAUGCUUCUGGCCAGAGUGUUAUUAAGAAGUUACAGGAAGAAAAUCGACUGUUAAAACAGAAGGUGACUCAUGUAGAAGACCUCAAUGCUAAGUGGCAGCGUUAUGAUGCAAGUAGGGACGAAUAUGUGAAGGGGUUGCAUGCCCAGCUAAAGAGGCGGCAGGUCCCUCUGGAGCCUGAGCUGAUGAAGAAGGAGAUUUCCCGGCUUAACAGACAGUUGGAGGAGAAAAUAAGUGACUGUGCAAAAGCAAACCACGAGCUGGCAGCUGUGAGGACGUCCCGGGACACUGCGCUGGAGCGAGUGCAGAUGCUAGAGCAGCAGAUUCUUGCUUACAAGGAUGACUUCAAAUCAGAAAGGGCAGAUCGGGAACGAGCUCACAGUAGGAUUCAAGAGCUGGAGGAAAAGAUCAUGUCCUUGAUGUACCAAGUGUCCCAGAGACAGGACUCCCGGGAGCCAGGACCCUGUCGGAUUCAUACGGGGAACAAAACUGCCAAGUACUUAGAGAUGGAUGCAAUGGAGCAUGUGACCGCUGGCGGCUGGAGGCCUGAGUCUAGGUCCCAACAGAUGGAACCUUCUGCAGAGGGUGGGCAUGUGUGCACAGCCCAGAGAGGUCAGGGUGACCUUCAGUGCCCUCAUUGCCUGCGGUGCUUCAGUGAUGAGCAAGGCGAGGCAUUCCUCAGGCACCUGUCUGAGUGCUGCCAAUGAGCCAGAGACACUGUGCCCGUGUGACCCAUGACCACCAUAGCUGCUCGUAAGGGAUUGGGAGGGGUCCUCAGACUCAGUUUUCAACUCAGUGUGUUGCAUUCUCCUGGGAUCUAGGGCCCAAAUGGAAGGUCAUCUUGUUUUCAUUUGACCAUGGUGCAGACUGGGUCAGAGGGAACUAUUGACAGAGCAGGAGGAAGAGGUGGGGUCAGGGACAUCAGGUGGACAUCAGUUUUGUUUCUCAUGUGGAGUUUGGAUCAAGUUGUCAAUUCAGAGCUGCAAGCUAUCAGUUGUGGGAGUGUUCCGAAGCCUGCUUGCACCUAGCGUUACACCACUUGCUGGAAGGGGAAGUCGCUGUGGGAGCAGUGUGUCCUCUUUCCAGGGUGGUAGCUCCAUCCUGUCGAGUAGUGAGAUACACGCCCUGACUGGUCUGUGCUGCAUUACAGUUACAGGAUACACUAGAACCUUCCCAAACUCAGCAGAGCCACACAGCUGCAUCCAGUACCAUCACCUUGGAAAAACACUUGUAUUGCCAAAAGGGAAAGCACCUUUCUUUCCUAAUCAUUUAUAUUUAUAAUAAAUGGCUUUACUACUGU
This is a messenger RNA of Mus caroli (Ryukyu mouse), 1974 nucleotides long. It is a transcript of the gene Tnip2, whose product is annotated as TNFAIP3 interacting protein 2. Lineage: Eukaryota; Metazoa; Chordata; Mammalia; Rodentia; Muridae. Gene Ontology annotation, molecular function: K63-linked polyubiquitin modification-dependent protein binding. Gene Ontology annotation, biological process: toll-like receptor 2 signaling pathway; positive regulation of canonical NF-kappaB signal transduction; toll-like receptor 3 signaling pathway. The record is from RefSeq and is a predicted model, not a curated record.